Chionomys nivalis (European snow vole) is the source of this 2685-nucleotide messenger RNA. RefSeq names its product centrosomal protein of 104 kDa-like. The record is from RefSeq and is a predicted model, not a curated record. NCBI's taxonomy places the organism in Eukaryota, Metazoa, Chordata, Mammalia, Rodentia, Cricetidae. Gene Ontology annotation, cellular component: cilium.
AUGGUCAAAGAAUUGAAGUCAGAGCCAGGGGUGGCUUUGGUUGCGAUAAACAUCAUUGGAGACCCUGCAGAUUUUGGUGAUGAAAGCAAUAUUACCUCUAGAGAGAAGCUGAUUGACCAUUACCUUGGCCACAGUCCCCACAAUGAAGGAACUUUUGCCCUAGAAGGAACUUUUGCCGGGAGAUCUGACUAUAUCUCUCCACUCGAUGACUUGGCGUUUGACAUGUACCAAGACCCCGAAGUUGAGAUCAUUCGCAGGCUGGAUGAAAAGAAACAGGAUGCUGUCAAGAAGGAGCGCUCUGAUUAUGCAAAGAAACUGAAGCAAGCUAUCGCUGAUUUACAGAAGGUCGGUGAGCGCCUGGGGCGCUUCGAGGUGGAGAAGCGCUGCGCAGUGGAGAAGGAAGACUAUGACCUGGCCAAAGUGAAGAAGCAGCAGAUGGCACGCUACUGUGCCCAGGUGUACGAACACCUGGAGCUGCACAGCCUCCUGCAGGGCGAGCCAAAGAUGCAGAGGCCCUUCGUUUUGCCCCUCCAGCCCCUUGCAUCUCCCAGCAGUCCCCAGCACUGGAAGGCAGCGUCCUCACUGCCGCGCAUGGAAGAGCUGGAAACAGAAGGCACAUUUGCAGGCCCUGCGCUCCAGGAAAAGCCCUCGGCAUAUCCCUCGGCAUCAUCUCCUCGACAUUCAGCAGUGGACCAGUCCCCACCUGCCGCAGGCCCUGUACCUAGGAGCCAUGUGGACGCCGUGCCCUACGAUGAACGGCCUCUUCCCAUUACUCGGAAGCAACUGAGGGAAGCAUCCACUGAGCCCGAAGUGAAAGACGCAGACAGCAAUGACGUCCGGAGACGAGAUGUCUCAGGAGAACCAGAGCCCUUGACAGAGAAGGCCUUGAGAGAAGCCAGUUCUGCCAUUGACAUCUUAGGUAAAAAUCAAAACCAAGUGGCUGGGGCCUAUUCUAAGACGCGGUCCUGCCGGAAAGAUGCCCUGCUGGCGCUGUACCAGAAGCUGAUGGAGAUGCCUGUUGGAACCCAGAAGGAGGAUUUGAAAAACAUGCUCAGAGCAUCUGUCUUUCUCAUCAGAAGAGCCAUAAAGGACAUCGUGACCUCAGUCUUUCAGGCCUCAUUGAAGUUGGUGAAAAUGAUAAUUGCCCAGUACAUUCCCAAGCACAAGCUGAGCAAACUGGAGAUGAUGCACUGUGUAGAGAGGACUGUUCCCCUUUUACUCACCAGAACCGGAGAUUCCUCUGCUCGCCUCCGUGUCAUGGCUCUGAAUUUCAUUCAGGAAAUGGCCUUGUUUAAGGAGGUGAAACCUCUCCAACUCAUUCCAUCCUACUUAGUACAGCUACUGAAACCCAAUGCUUCCACUCAUCUGGCAAUGAGCCAGGUGGACCUUCUGGCCUGGCUGCUGAGAGACCUGGGCACUGGGAACUCAGGCUUCACUGUGGACAGUGUGAUGAAGUUUGCACUGAGUGCCCUGGAGCACAAGGUGUAUGAGGUGCGAGAGACAGCAGUCAGAAUCAUCCUGGACUUGUACAGACAGCACCAGCCCCUCACCCUGGAGCACCUUCCCCCGGAAGACAGCAGCACACACAGGAACCUGCUGUACAAAGCCAUUUUUGAGGGAAUCGCUAAGAUAGAUGGCAGGCCGACAGAGGCUGAAGUCAGGGCCCAGAAAAGAGCAGCCACUAAAGAAGCAGAAAAGCAGAAGAAGGAAGAGGCGAAGGCUCUGCAGGGCCAGUUGGCAGCGCUGAGAGAGACCCAGGCCGGAGCCCAGGAGAAUGAGAAUGAUGGCGUGAAGCUCAGAAAUCAAGACCCUCAAGGAAGGAAAGCUGCCCCACCAGAUGCUCCAGAAAUCCCAUAUAACCAUUAUUUGGAUAAUCUGUGCAUCUUUUGUGGGGAGAGGAAUGAGUCUUUCACAGAAGAGGGCCUGGACCUCCACUACUGGAAACACUGCCUCAUGCUGACAAGAUGCGACCACUGCAGGCAGGUCAGGAGCACGCCCACAUCGACAGGCUCAGGUCCUUCUACUUUGGUCUUGCCUGAAGAGCCAGAGCGAGCGCUCUCGAGAGACACUCGGGCCAGCGGCGGUCGAUUAGUCAGGUCUCAGAAAGAUGGCAUCCUCGGAACAGGCAGAGCAGCAGAGCCAGGUGAGGGGAGUGGGACUGCCCCGCCGCGAGUGGCGGGGACCGGGGCCGCCGCGGCACUCGGCGCUCGGCUGGCACUGGGGUGGCGACCCGAGUCCUGGAAGCCGAGGUCCCCCGACGUGGUCUCUCCCCCGGGCCCCGCCCCUCUGGGGUCCUCGGCGCCCGGCUCCUGCCCCGGUGACCCCUGUCUCCCCACAUCCCGGAGUUGGGGUCUCGGCCGCAGCCUCAGGCCCCCUAGGAGUCCGCUGGACUUGGUCGUGGGGGACGGCGGGCCCCGGCUGGGUCCUCGGCGCACUGAUGUGAGGGCCCUGCCGGAGGAGAGGUGGGGAAGGAAAGAGCUGGUACCAGGCUGUCUCCCCCGUGGGGAGGGGCCCGACGACUCCCCUCCCGCCGCCGCGGCCCCUCCAGGGCCGGCAUCUUGGUAUUCGGUCCCCUGGAGGCUCCCUUGCCAACUUGGAGGGUCGCUCCGAGGACUUCUUCGCCUCAGUGCGUUCGUGGAGAGUGGACGGAGUGUCAAUAACAGACGCAACCGAGCUUUUGGCUGA